This is a messenger RNA of Mandrillus leucophaeus (drill), 409 nucleotides long. Its product is annotated as neutrophil defensin 4. The coding region runs from base 1 to 285 and encodes 94 amino acids. The record is from RefSeq and is a predicted model, not a curated record. NCBI's taxonomy places the organism in Eukaryota, Metazoa, Chordata, Mammalia, Primates, Cercopithecidae. Gene Ontology annotation, cellular component: extracellular region; extracellular matrix. The transcript is spliced from 2 exons. Gene Ontology annotation, biological process: disruption of plasma membrane integrity in another organism; antimicrobial humoral immune response mediated by antimicrobial peptide; defense response to Gram-positive bacterium.
AUGAGGACCCUCGCCAUCCUUGCUGCCAUUCUCCUGUUCGCCCUGCUGGCCCAGGCUAAGUCACUCCAGGAAACAGCUGAUGACGCUGCAACCCAGGAGCAGCCUGGGGAAGACGACCAGGACCUUGCUGUCUCCUUUGAAGAAAAUGGACUCUCUACUCUUAGAGCCUCAGGUUCUCAGGCAAGACGCACCUGCCGUUGCCGUUUCGGCCGUUGUUCCCGGCGUGAGUCCUUCUCUGGGAGUUGCAACAUCAAUGGCCGCAUCUUCAGUCUCUGCUGUCGCUGAGCUUCCUAGAUAGAAACCAAAGCAGUGAAAGAUUCAAUCCAAGGUCCUGAAAAAGGAAAAACACUUCACUCUGUGUACCUUGUGUCUUUCUAAAUUUUUCUCUCCAAAAUAAAGUUCAAGCAUU